Molecule: messenger RNA, 974 nt
Organism: Cyprinodon tularosa
Lineage: Eukaryota; Metazoa; Chordata; Actinopteri; Cyprinodontiformes; Cyprinodontidae
Gene: park7
Product: parkinson protein 7
Exons: 6
Coding region: 161-730 (189 amino acids)
Biological process (GO): protein deglycation, glyoxal removal; guanine deglycation, glyoxal removal
Cellular component (GO): nucleus; cytosol
Molecular function (GO): protein deglycase activity
Source: RefSeq, a predicted model, not a curated record
AUAAACAAAGAGCCUUGUGGUUCACUGCGCUGGAACUGUUUCCUCAUCGGGGGAUUAAGGGACGCGAUCUGGCAACCCAUGUUGCCUUCAAACGCUCAUCUCCGCACGAAGCUGCUGGAAGUUUGAGACUCUUUGCUUGAGUUGAAACACCAAACUGACCAUGGCAGGAAAGAGAGCCUUGGUGAUUCUGUCUAAAGGUGCAGAAGAGAUGGAAACUGUGAUUCCUGUGGACGUCAUGCGCAGAGCCGGGAUCUCAGUGACUGUUGCAGGUCUGACAGGAAAAGAUCCAGUCCAGUGCAGCAGAAAUGUUGUCAUCUGUCCUGAUGCGAGUCUGGAGGAAGCCAGCAAACAGGGUCCUUAUGAUGUGGUGCUUCUACCAGGAGGAAUGCCAGGGGCCCAGAAUCUGGCAGAGUCUCCUGCUGUGAAGGAGGUGUUAAAGGAGCAAGAUGGCAGAAAAGGCCUGAUUGCAGCCAUCUGUGCAGGUCCAACCGCUCUCCUAGCUCAUGGCAUUGGUUACGGCAGCACAGUCACCACGCAUCCUGGCAUGAAGGAGAAGAUGAUGGCUGGAGAUCACUAUAAAUAUUCAGAGGCUCGAGUGCAAAAGGAUGGGCAUUACAUCACCAGCCGUGGGCCAGGAACCAGUUUUGAGUUUGCCCUGACGAUCGUAGAAGAGCUGAUGGGGGCUGAAGUUGCAGCUCAAGUCAAAGCUCCUCUUAUUCUGAAAGACUAACUGCAGCCAUGUUCCAUCACCACUGGAGAAACUGGCACCUAGUUAAAUCUCACAAUAUUGCUUCCUUUGCAUGAGAUAAAGUCAUGGCUGCAAAUAAAGAGGAAUUUAUCACUGGCUAGUUGCCACAAAUGACUUCCAUAGGAUUUAACUGCAUUUCCCUGUUUGGUUUAUAAUCUAAAUAGCUUCCUCUUGUUCUUGACGGCUCUCAUUGUGCAACCUGACAUUAAAAGCAUAAGUGUGAAGA